Messenger RNA from Haliotis rubra (blacklip abalone), 1753 nucleotides. RefSeq names its product cubilin-like. Bases 158 to 1624 code for a protein of 488 amino acids. The record is from RefSeq and is a predicted model, not a curated record. Lineage: Eukaryota; Metazoa; Mollusca; Gastropoda; Lepetellida; Haliotidae. The transcript is spliced from 14 exons.
ACAGUCUGGUCAUUACUGUCGACAUUGAAAAAGUGGCCUGACAAGUCAGCUAACGUUUUCCGUCGCGGCGGGCCAGGUAGACAGGUUACGGGAUAUGUUUACCUGGAGGUUGUUGCAAAAUACCGAGAGAAGAUUAUGAUAGCAUGCAUUUGACAACAUGGCCACGUAUGGCAGUUUAUGGUGGCCUGUUAUCUUACUAGUACAAACUAUCGGGACAACAGUGUAUGGUGUCAAUAUCACUCUUGUGGCUAACGGAACUCUUCAGACAUUAUAUUACAACCAGUCCGCGUAUCCCGUAGGAGAAAGCGGACAAAGAAGCAUUAUCCUUAUACGGACUGAAGAUUCAGAUAAUUCCUUUGUGGAGGUCUCAGUUAACGCUACCGCCAACCUAACCCAGCAGGUCUGCAAGGAUGGCAAUAUAAGGUUUUAUUCUGGGGAUAACCCCACAAAUGAGCUGUAUUUGGGGUCUUUUUGUGGAUCGCCAACGAAGAGGCGAACACCACAGUUUGUUUCAUCACAGGACGCCAUGACAGUUGUCAUCGAAAAUGGCACCGCCAUCCUCGCCGACAACAUCCUGACGCUGAACUACACCCAGGCUCACAAUAAAGUUUGUGACGAUUACAUAGAAUUCUUGGCAAUCUUUACACCAGGGUAUGUUCGGACUCCUGGCUAUCCAUCUGGAACACAAAAUGUUUCCAAAUGCUCUUGGGCCGUUUCGGGCCCUCCAACUAACCGUCUUCUCUUGACCUUCAAGUAUGCUGACAAAUCUGUUACUUCCGACUGCUCACUUACAAACAUCAGCGUUGAGACCUAUAUAGGCUACAGAAGAGAGAUCCAGACUUUAUGCUUGAAGGAAGAAAAAGCAAUAGCCAUCUAUAAACAUUCAAUCGUCACCAUCUCCCCAAGAGGACUGGAGCACAUCAAUACCGGAAUACAAGUGAAAUACGUUGCAGAAGAAGAAGACCGAUGCUACAAUACCCUUCGAAUCUCAAACGAAUCUGUCGGGGAGAUAAUGUCUCCAGGAUUUCCAACUGGGUAUAGAGACUUACAGGAAUGCAGGUGGUUCAUUACAACAGAAGCCUCUGAAAAGUUGUACAUACAACUCAAAGUGCUGGAAUCGGACUUAGACGACACCCAGAACUGUUCCAAGGACAUUGUACAGAUGUAUAACCCUGCUAAUUACAAGAUAAUUGGAUCUUGGUGUGGAAGAAGCACACCUACGUUCCAGUUUUUUGUCACAACAUUGGUGGUGGUGUACAGGACAGGCACCGAACAUUCCCGCAAGCACACAGGAUUCAAACUCAGAUAUGACAUCGUGGAAGAUGGCAUGUGUGACCAACAGCUGACUGCCUCCGGUAUCAAACAGAUCCUGAAAUCUGAUAAUUAUCCUAACCCGUUCCCAAGCUACCAGAGGUGUAAAUACGCCAUCACCAGCUCCCCCGGACACGCAGUCUAUAUAUCCGUGAAAGCCAGUGACGUUGGCGGCAGCAUCCACUGUGUGAAGAGAGUGAUCUCGGUCUAUGAUGGUCUUGACGAGACGAUUCAAAAUCGUAUUGGAGGUUUCUGCAUCCAACAAGACACCAUCAUACCAAAGUCUAUCAAGCCAGAUGCUGAUUGUCUUUGAAGUCGACGCUAAUACAAACAACACAGGCUUUCUUCUGGAAUACUGGGAAGGUCAGGUUAACAUGGCAUUAGAAGCAUCCGGAUAUGAUAAAUCUUUCUUCUUUCCUCCCGGGAAAGGCAAUUACUUGAG